Messenger RNA from Exophiala bonariae, 723 nucleotides. RefSeq lists its product as uncharacterized. Gene Ontology annotation, molecular function: 3-hydroxyacyl-CoA dehydratase activity. NCBI's taxonomy places the organism in Eukaryota, Fungi, Ascomycota, Eurotiomycetes, Chaetothyriales, Herpotrichiellaceae. The transcript has a single exon. Gene Ontology annotation, cellular component: endoplasmic reticulum membrane. Gene Ontology annotation, biological process: fatty acid elongation; very long-chain fatty acid biosynthetic process; sphingolipid biosynthetic process. The coding region runs from base 1 to 723 and encodes 240 amino acids. The record is from RefSeq and is a predicted model, not a curated record.
AUGGAGAAACCAGUUCGCCCAAAAGCCACGGCCAAGCCUACGCCUUCAUCCUUGGUCACUCAGACAUACCUGCUUGCAUACAAUGCAGUGUGCUUCCUCCUCUGGUCGAUCGUGACUCUGCGAGCCCUGGUCCUUAUUCCGACCCUGGCGUCGCACGGAAAGCUCCAUGGACUCAUUGAAGCACUCUUUCCCCUUCUCAAAUGGACUCAAACAAUUGCACUUCUCGAGGUCGUCCAUGCUGCCAUCGGCAUCGUUCGUGCCAGUCCCGUCACGACUGCGAUGCAAGUCUCUUCACGUAUCCUCGUCGUCUGGAUCGUGCUGGAAAGAUAUCCACAGAUCGUGUCCACUACCACUUCAUGGGGGCAAGUCAUCGCCGGGUCCAAGACUGGCCCAAUCGCAUUCUCCUGGAUUUUGCUUGCUUGGGGAAUCACAGAGGUCAUCCGCUACGGGUUUUUUGUCUGGAAGACCACCAUCAGCGAGAACAUACCUUCAUUCUUGACUUGGCUGCGCUACAACACCUUCUUUGUGCUCUACCCCAUUGGCAUCUCAAGCGAGUGUCUACUCAUGUACUUGGCGUUGAAGCCUGCGGCAAAAGAAGGACAAAAUGUUGAUUUGCUACUCAAGAUUGUUCUGUUCAUCUACGUACCUGGCAGUUAUAUACUGUACACUCACAUGAUGGCUCAGAGGCGGAAAGUACUCAAAGGAAAAAGCAAGUCGGCUUGA